AUGAUUCCGCAGAGGCCCGCCCUGGGGCGCCCGCCGGUGAAGAGGAAGUUGGAUUUGGAGACUGACCACCAGUACAUAGCAGAGAGUUUCCAGCCAUCCCGGGGGAAAGCAAAAAACCCUGUCAAAGGAGCAAAAUCUCCUGGGGAGAAAUCCCGCUAUGAAACCUCUCUGAAUUUGACCACCAAGCGUUUCCUCGAGUUGCUGAACCAGUCGCCUGAUGGGGUGGUGGACCUGAACUGGGCAGCAGAGGUCCUGAAAGUACAAAAGAGGCGGAUCUAUGACAUCACCAAUGUCCUGGAGGGCAUCCACCUCAUCACCAAGAAAUCCAAGAACAACAUCCAGUGGCUGGGUAGCCAGUUGACUGUGGGGACAUCCAGUCAGCACCAGGUGCUGGAGAAGGAAGUCCAGGACCUUCAGGCAGCUGAGCGGCACCUGGACGAUCUCAUCCAGACAUGCACCAUCCAGCUCAAGCUCCUCACUGAAGACCCUGAGAAUCAGCACUCAGCUUAUGUGACCUGCCAAGAUCUGCGAAGCGUUGCAGAUCCCUCUGAGGAAAUGGUGAUGGUAAUAAAAGCCCCUCCGGAGACUCAGCUACAGGUUUCGGAUCCAACAGAGGCUUUUCAGAUUUCUUUGAAAAGCACCCAGGGCCCCAUUGAUGUGUUCCUGUGCCCUGAAGACAGCUCUGGAGUCUGUAGCCCAGUUAAGAGUCCUUUCAAAGCAGCCCCUGAGGACUCAACCCCAGGCUCUUCUCAAACAGUGGUGACAUCCCCGCUCUUACACCCUGCCCAGGAUGUGAAUAUGCCAGUGUUGACCAAUGAGCAAGAGCCUCUCCUGCCUGGGGAGAAUGUGCUGCCACUGAAGUGUCCAGCUGAUGAGGUGAGUCUGUCACCGCUGGCCUCUGUGGAUACUCUGCUGGAGCAGAGCAAGGACGAUUUCUCCAGCUUCCUCCCAGAUGAAUUCAUUAACCUGUCUCCACCCCAGCCACAGGAUUACCACUUUGGCCUGGAGGAGGGUGAAGGCAUCAGUGAACUUUUUGACUGUGACUUUGGGGACUUCACACCCUUGGACUUCUGAUGAUCUCCCAAGGAGCCUCCCUGUCCUGCCCUGGCCAGAAUUGGGGUGGGGGGCAGCGGGUGUUCUUCUCAGAUGCUGACGUCUGAAUGUAAUGUUUUGGCUGGCUCUGGUUCUGUGAACCAGCUGGUCUGGGCUGGGGAGGCUCAUAAUCAGAGCUGACACUGAGGUAUUGGGGGCUGAAGCCAAUGGCAAUUGUUGGUAGUGAAUGCUAUUUGAAAAUGCCUGUGUAAAUGGGGUUUGGCUGAUGUGGCAGUGGGAGAGAGGCAUGCAAGUGCAAAGCUGGUGGAUGCUGUGCUGUGAAAGCAUGAGGGUUAUGGCACUAGGUGUGUUGCGCUCUCCUGAGGUCCCAGGGUAUGGCCAGCAUCUCUCCUUCCCUGGCAUGUGUGCUUUCCUCUGCAAACCUGCUCAUGCUGCAGGGAGCUUUGUGCUUCCUGGUGCUGCGUUGGCUAUGCUGCAACCCCAUGUAGCCACUGCCAUAGUAACAAAUGCCACUUAACUUAUUCUCCCUAAACCACCUCAGAUUCCCUGAUCUCUUGCCUUAGGGCUUCUCUCAUCUCAGACAAGUCGCUUCUUGAGCUGUAGAUCCAGAUAUCCCUCCAGGUACGUGAGCCUUUCCCCCACCUCUCCACUCCCUCUCUUGCCUUAACAAUUAAUUGAUCUGGGGAGCCAUCUGUCAGGUCCUUUGCCCAGGUGUGAUGCCUGUGGAGCCCAAGAGGGCAUGGAGACCUUUUUAUGCCAAUCUCUAAGCUCAUCUGUGGGCAAAGAUAUGUCCCUCUAGUUUUAGAGACAUCCUGAUUCUGGCUACCUGCUGCACAGAGAAUGCCAGAGCUUGCAAACUGCCUUGAUCAUGAGGGCCUCUGGCUGGCAAGGAGGGGGAAUCCUUCAGGAGUGUAAAUAGUAGUGACAGGGUGGCUGUGGAUAAGGAAUGGAGGAUGGGGAUGGAGGAAUCUUGGCACAUACUAUUGUUUGCCCUUUUGGUAGUAAGCCUGCUGGAUCCAAUGACUUUGGGGGGGGGCAGGUUUUGCUGCCUCUUUGGAAGAGAAGUAGAGCCCUAGUCUAACAAGUCACUGGCUGGGGCUCCCUUCUGCAGAGGGACAACGUGUAGAACUCCAGUCAGCUCUGGGCUCUGCGGCAGGAGCAGGGAGGCCAGGGGCAUGCAGUGCCUGGAUGCAGGGUGGCACUGGUGGAGCUCUUAGCUUUCAGUGGUUCCUCAUUACAAAGCUUUAAGGAUUCCUUGAUUUUUAUUUAUUUUCAUUCCUUUGGAGGCAGCUUUGACUUCCUAGGUGGAAUGCAUCUGUAGAAACCAGUGCCCUGCUAGGAAGCCCCUAUCAUUAGCUAUGCUGGUUCUCUGCAGGCACGGGGUACAGGGUAGAUGAUGUGACAGCUUCCCAGGUGGAGCUGUGAGUACAGCAAGGGUUUAGUUUGGGGCUGGGAGGCAGAGAGGUGGCGCUUGUCUCCUUGCAGGACUAGGGUGCCAUCUGGUCCUGUCAAGGAUUUGUUGAGAGGCUGGGCAAGUCACUUUUUCUCCCUCUGCUUCCAUCAGUCGCUGCCAGCAGCACAACCCUCAGAGUGCUGCAAGACCUUCAAAUAAAUGCAUAUUAUUUAUUUAUUAUUUAUGUGGCUUAGAAGCUCUUUCUGAGGCUUCUGGAAGGCGUGAGUGUGUCAGAGUGGGCGACUUCCUGGCAUACUAGUUAUGGGCCUUGGGGUGCCCUGUGUUGCUAGGCUGGAGAGGUCCAGCCAUUAAACACAGAAUGGCAGAGCUCCUUGUGCAUGAAGCCUGCUAGUGGGUAAGGGGAAGACCCUGGGGGCACUAGCUGCUUUAUUGUAGUUUAGCUGUUGGGCCAAAAGUAGGGGCCAUGUUGUGACUGGUCAGGAGCUCAAACCAUUGGGCAAAGUGGGUUAUUUAUUGUAGACAGAAAAUGGGUAGCAGACCUGGCUGAUAAAGACAAAGCUACAGAAAAAAGGAAGGGGUGGUAGAGGUGGGAGUGCAUUUGAAGAGGCAUGGGAACAGCUUAAUCACCCAGGUGAAGGAGGCACAGUAAAACUGAGGGAGAAACUGAAGGCAGCUCCAGGAUGUUGGCACGGGGCAAGCAAUGGUGCUAACACUGGGGACCCUUUCAGGCCAAGGUGGGAAGGAGACAGCAACCUGGCUGUUUUUGUGCCUCCUUAAGGCAUGACAUGGGGGUCUCUCACUUGUGAAACAGCAGGAAGCUGUUGUCACAGACUGUUUCCACAUACUAUUUGGGUGCCUGUGAAUGUGUGUCCUGGGCUCAAUCUCUUGUUAGUACAAAGGGGUGAGAAACUGCACAGAUGUGGUAUUUUGCAUUGGAGUGCCCUGGCAGGAAUGGCUGAUUCCAUUGGUCCUGCAUGCCUCCGAUCCUAACUACAGUAGGAGUCUCGGGAUGUGACCUCAUAACUGGAUCUGCUUCUGCUGUGUAAAGCACUGCACCUGUUCCUUCCUACAUCCUAAACAUGCUGCUACCAGCUGGCUGGCUGGAGCUUAAGGGGGAUGGUUUCUCUCAGCACAGCACCAAAGCAUAAGCAAGAAAUAGUUGAGUGCUUCUUCCAGUGGUCAGGUUUCAUGAGUCCUGAAGCCAUCCCAAACUCAGGAAAAUAGGUAUUCCACUGUGCAGUAGAGGAUGCAUGGCCUGUUGCAGACCGAGCAGACCCUGCCAGUGGGUGCAGUAGCUUGUGUUGAGUACACUGAUUGAGUGGCUUUUUCUACUGCUUUACACACGGGAAUGUGUUGAGAGCAGACCUGAAUGAGCAGGGCCAGCUCCGGCAUGGAAAUAAACAGGCCAUGAACCAAAGCUUUCCUGGGAUUGCCAGAAGCGAAGUGCUGGCUGACUGUUUUCAACACAGUGGUGAGCGGUCCUCAAGGGAGUAGGAUGUCAGGUAAUGAUAUAACUAUCUUAGUUUAUGUAAGAACCCCUUGGAUGUCAAAUAAUUGGUUCUCAGAAGCUUCCCAGGUCCUUUGCUCCUCGUUGGCUGGCAGUGCUGUGGGAAGACUCUUGUGGUAUUCCAGUUGGAGAUCUGGGUCAGGGAACCAGAUGUUUAGGAAAAUGAGUGUUGGAAUGGACCAAACUUUUUAUCUCCAAGGUGCUUUUUUGGACAGCACUUCAAGUAGGGUGAGACUUGCCCGUCUCAAUAGAACGUCCCCUUUCUGCAUGUCCUUGAGGGGCUGUAGGAACUGCCAGGUCCCCAUCUUGAUGCAGACCUAAUGCAGUUAGUUCUUAAAUGCACUGGAACAAAAACUGACCAAACCUUGUGGAUAGUUUUGGGGAGGGGAGCAAAGGGGUGAGGCCUACAAUGUUGUCUUGGCUUAAAUGACUUGGUUGUAACUGUGCCUUCACUCCCCUUGCUUCCUGGCUACCUCGCCCAGGAAGUGACCUGGACAAGGUAGCCAGGAAGCACAUUCUGUUUUGGUUCUCUGACUCACAAAACUGGCAGCACAACAGAAUAGGAUUUCUUCAGCUCCACUGCCCAGCCAAGGACCAUGCAGUGUGUGCCCCUCUGCAGAGGCUGGGCUUAAAGGUUGGGGUCCUGAGGCUCAGGUUGAUGAACAGGAAACAGAUUGGCCUCUGAGGGUGAAAGGGCAAAAGAGAAUUGAAACAAGUUUGUUCCUUUUUCAAGUGCCUGGGCAGAGAGUUUCCCUCUCAGGCUUCUGGUUUUCCUGACAUGUUCCAGGACUCUGUGAACUGCUACAAUUCCUGGCAGUCAGACAAUCAGCUCCACAGCUGGAGAUGCACUUUCACUUACCGCCUUUUUAACAAGCUUUGUGUACUCUUGAGCUUCAUGUUUUAAUAAACAUUUCUACUGAA
Molecule: messenger RNA, 4895 nt
Organism: Alligator sinensis (Chinese alligator)
Lineage: Eukaryota; Metazoa; Chordata; Crocodylia; Alligatoridae
Gene: E2F1
Product: E2F transcription factor 1
Exons: 7
Coding region: 1-1074 (357 amino acids)
Biological process (GO): regulation of transcription by RNA polymerase II; G1/S transition of mitotic cell cycle
Cellular component (GO): Rb-E2F complex
Molecular function (GO): protein dimerization activity; RNA polymerase II cis-regulatory region sequence-specific DNA binding; DNA-binding transcription factor activity, RNA polymerase II-specific
Source: RefSeq, a predicted model, not a curated record